This is a messenger RNA of Microdochium trichocladiopsis, 786 nucleotides long. Its product is annotated as fungal-specific transcription factor domain-containing protein. The coding region runs from base 1 to 786 and encodes 261 amino acids. The record is from RefSeq and is a predicted model, not a curated record. The transcript has 2 exons. Gene Ontology annotation, biological process: DNA-templated transcription. Lineage: Eukaryota; Fungi; Ascomycota; Sordariomycetes; Xylariales; Microdochiaceae. Gene Ontology annotation, molecular function: DNA binding; zinc ion binding.
AUGGCGCUGGGAGGGCCCAUGUUUUCCGAGUUCCUCCUCAUGUCCAUGUAUGCAUCCGCGUCGAGGCUGGUUUAUGGUAUGGGAGUGGAUGAGCAGAGAACACAGGGCGACCUCUUCACUCGGUUGGCCAAGGAAUACCUGGCGAAGGAGUUGGAUGGCCCGACCAAGAUUACCACCAUUCAAGGCUUGCUGCUUCUCUCGGCAAGGGAGUGUGUGCUGGGUGAGAUCAGCCAAGGUUGGAACCAUGCAGGCCUGGCAUUCCGGAUGAUUCAGGAUCUUGGCGUCCAUCUUGCACCAAGCGAAGUUGCCGGCUCAUCAAGCCUGUCACUGGAAGAGCAGGCUACGAGAGACAGACUGUUCUGGGCAGCCUUUAUCUGGGAUAAAUCCAUGUCCCUGGCCCUCGGUCGGGAGCCAACCUUGGCAGCUCGGAAGAACCGAGAUCCCUCAAGCAUGGCUGAUUUUGACGACGACAACGAACCCUGGACACCGUAUUCGGCCGAUCCUGCGAGCUGCUCGCCUGCCUUCCUCAGCUAUGUCUACCAGCCAAAACAGCGCGUGGCAGCUUUCCGAUUCUACGCGCAUGUCUGUUUGGUAGGUUGUCUCCUGGUCUUGAGGGAGACGCAUCUGUUAACUGGACUACGGCACCUUGCCGACAGAUUCUUCAUGGCGUCAUCAUGGAACUCUACAGCACAGAGAGCCGGCUCCUUGAGCGCCAACGUAGAGCCUCCAUCGCUAAGCUGCGUCAACGGCUCGAUGCCCUGUGGAAGUCUGUCCCCGACAGCAUGA